ACCAAAAAGUUAGCAAGUGUCAGGGAGCACUUGUAAAUGAAUAAGGGAAGAGUGAGGUGAGGGAGGGGUGGUGAGAUCAAGAGAUCUGGAGAGAGAGAAUGCUCUCACAGGGAGAUAGAAAGAGAGAGAGGAAAAGGGAGGGAGGAAGCAAAGAGGCGUUUAGAGAGUGAGAAGGAGGAGAGGCAGAGGCAGGAUGAAGAGAGGAACGGCUGAGCAGUAGCGAGGAGAAAGACACAAAGUGGAUAUUUCUAUGUGGCUUUCUACGUGUCUGCUGCCGCCGCCAAACUGAUCCAAUGAAACUCUCCAGUAAGGGCUACACUUAGGCACCCGGCGAGAUGAUAGGCUGUGUGGAGCUGCCGAGAUGUGCAGGCGUUGACAGUGACAGUGUAGCGCAGUAAGGAGCCGAAGAGUGGGUUGACCCUCUGGGACGUUUGAGAUAUGAAUGGCUCGCUACGUUGGGACGUCUGCUCAGCCUGCGCUAAGGUUUGCUCGCACGAUGGAGGUCUGAUUGACAGCUCUUGCAUGAUGAUGAACACACAAAGAAAGAAAUCCCGGAUUGAAAGCAAUUCUUUAGAUUGAAAUCAUUUUUUCAUCCAAGUGAGUGGCGCUUCAGUUCAGAAGAAUCCACAGUAAUCUGACAGUGAUGCUGUGUCGCAGCCUUUGCUUCUGUCUGUGCCCCUCAUUCUCCCGUGAGGCCCAUGUGACCUAGCCUACACCCACACAUAGGGGGCCCCCACUGCCGCUGGAGCCCACCCAUGAAUCCCAUCCCCGACCGCGGCAAAGAGUGCCUCCCUCCCAAGAAGAGGGAGUCUCGGCAAGGGUCGUCAGAACACCAACUUCCCCCUCCUGAUGAAUUUAAGCCCCCUGUGCCGCUUCGGAGUAGGUCCAAUGCAGGGCGAGGGGAGGGCAGCAGGGAGGUCAGUGACAGGCAGAGAACCCUGAAUACUCCUAACUCCCAUCUCCUCCACACUCCUCCGCCCCUUCCCCCUCCAGCGCCCCUGCCCCUGCCACUGCCAUGGCCCCUGAGCUACUCUUCCCCUGUGUCCCUUCCUCUCUUUCAAGGGCAUGUAGUGGAGAGGAGAGGCUCUGGGUCUCCUGCCUGGAGAGACGAUCCCCUCUCAUCACCACUGCCACACCACUCCAGGUGGCUUCGAGCAGAAGGGCCCCUCUCCUCCCUGUCCUCCACUUCCUCCUUUAAAACUCCCUUCCCAGCUGAUUCUCGAGAGAUGUGGUCCUACAUGAACAGCGGCCGACGAGAUUACAGCUCUUCUGUUUUCUCCCCAUCAUACUUGUUUGGUCAUACCGCUCUCUACCCUCAAGAGCCAAGUUUAGCUGAAGCCAGACAGAGGUACUUAGGAAAGAGGCCCAAUGGGUUGGAUGGGCCAGGCAGCAGGACUGCCUCUACCUCCAGGCCUUUGCUCACAGGAGAUUACGGACAUGAUAGCAGCAGAACCAGAUUGGACACAAGUCCACAAAGCUCCCAUACCAAUGGUGGACGGAGACAGCAGGAAGAUCUGACACCUGAAGCCCAAUCCAGGGGUUCAUUUUCCUCAGACUCUAAAGCUCAGGAGGUCCAUGACUCACAUUCCUCAAUACAGGACAGACAUCGGCAAGAAAUACCAACAAGCCCUCAUCCCCUGGGACCAGACCCCAGGGUAGGUAGAGGGGGGUUACUGGACGCCGUGGUGGCCUCAGGCACUGAAGCACACAUCUACUACUCCUUGGGAUCCGUUUGCCAGCCAAGCCCUAAGGCUUCCCAGUCCUACCCACCCUACAGCCCCUCAGGAAUACCACUGUACAACCUGCAAGUAGAGCCAGGCCCAAAGAAGCACAAUCCAAGGAACUCCCCCCAAUCGUCCCAGGAUCAGCUGAACAGCCAUGACAGGUCACAAAGAGAUCAUGACAGAGACCAAGACAAAGACAGAGACAAGGACAGGGAGCGAGGUAAAGAAAAAGACAAGCACCUGAAACAUAACAGGGAUCAUGUUCACACCUCACCCCCUGCCCUUCACUCGUCUCCCCCUGCGCUCCUACCUCACUUCACCAAGGGUUCACUCAUUGAGCUGGCCAGCGGGCAGUUGAAACAGGUGGAGGAUCUACGGACAGAGGACUUCCUGAGGAGCGCUGAUACCUCCCCAGAGUUCCACCUGAGCACCUGCACAGUGCUGCUCAUUUCUCCCAGCAGUGCACAGGGCAUCAGCCACCUGCAGGUCCAUCUCACAGACCGCAACACUCAGGAGUUACUGAAGGUCUUGGUGGAGUAUCCAUUCUUUGUCCAGGGCCAGGGUUGGUCGUCUUGUUGCCCCCGGAGAACCACAGAGCUCUAUGGCCUUCCCUGCCGCCAGCUCACAGAGGGGGAUGUUUGCCUUGCUCUCACCCCUACACCCAAGCAACCCCACCGGACACAUGCGCGUUCCUCCUCCAGAGUCCAACGCGCACACCACCUGUCCAGGGCUGCGGUGGGAGGGUCUAGCAGCUCGAACAGGGAGAAAAUGCCACCUCCUCCGCCUCCUCCCCCUCUUCCUUUACACCCGCCCGCUACCGGGCCACAGCACGCUCUGACUGCAGAACCUCAGACUGAAGAGCCCGCACGCCCUCGUAAACGGCGCUGGUCAGCCCCUGACACCCUUCCCUCAACAGGAACCGAUGAAAGUCUCAUGGAUUUACCUCAAGGCUCCAAGCUGAUGAAGUGGCAGUAGAAACUUGCACAUGCACACAUGUUGACCUACAGUAAGCACAUGUAUACGCUCCAUGUCUCUGUUGUGCCCACUUGGGUUGCAGGGAUGGAAUAAAGAACAAUCAAAAAUUACGGGUGUUCACACUGCUGCCCUAAGGCUUAACCUUGUCUACUUGUUGCACCCCUCCUUUCAUUUCCUUUCCUCUCCUUGCCUUCCCUUCAGUUUCCUUUCCUUCCCUUCAGUUUCCUUUGCUCAACAGUGACAGGAGCAGCGUCUGAAAGAUGUCUGGGUGGCUCUUUACAGACACACUGAAGACAUUAGUGAGACAAUCAAGCACUCGUCUGUGUUCACUCUGUUUAUGUAAUGUCCGUCCCACACACAUAUUUACCGACAGUGUGUCCUGCAGGGUAUCGAUUUCAAUCAGUGUUAUGAAAGUAAGCGCUAUUGAAACAUUGCAGAUAUACGUAUAUACAUAAAACAAAAAUUGACUUAAUAUAUUACAUGUGUACAGUGAGUAUGCUAAAAAGAUUUAAUGCAAUUUUUUGUCAAUGUCCAGAUACAUUGUGUUCAUCUUAUUUGUUUCUUGCUUCUGAACCAUUGUCAAACCGGGCAGGCAAGAUGAAUGUAAGAGUGCAAGCAACUCUUCGCCUUUUUUUAAUCUCAACACCUUCAACGAGUUGUUUGUCAAGGCAUUACUCUCCGAUAUGUUCUUAACAUUAUCUCUGAGAAUGGGAGAACACUAAUGAAAACCGCGUAUGAGACAAUCACGCCCACAAGGACAGAUGUGUACCACAUAGCCUCCACACUGUAUUUCCAUUAAAAGCUGAAUAGUGGAAAGAUUGCAGUAAAGGCUGAAGAGUAAUGGUGCUAAUAACACAUUGGAACAGGAUGCUUUGUGGAUAUGCGCAACCCCCGUGUACUGUACACUUGUGUUUCCAUGUCAUUGUCGCGUACUGUAUAUGUCUGAAAGCAGGGAAAAUGAUGAAAGUAUUUUAAACUCUGAUACGGGUAUCUCCUCUGAUUCAGCACACUCUUUCACUUUAGUUUUUGUGACAAAACCAUACAUGUUAAUUAUUCCUUCUAAAUGUCAUAGCUACAAAAUGUAUAUUUUUUAAAAUUGUGAAACUGUUAUAUGAUGUUCGCUAGAAAUAAACGGAAAGAAAAAGCUUCAUAAAUGUAAUUAUCGCUGCUGAUUUAUUCCCAGCACUGGUUGAAAACAGCUUUGCAAAACACUUGAUUUACAACUUUUAUUAGGUUACAAAAAUAUGCAAGUAUCUUGUCUGGUUGAAGAGAAAUGCAAAAUGCAAUACCGUGGAACCUCAGUCAAACACUAUCCGUUCCUUGUUCGGAUAAGAUUUUCUUUUUCUUGCAGAAGGAGGAUACUUCAUGGAAGGUGAGUCACAUAAUGAUUUAUCAAUCUCAUUUUUUUAACACUCUCAGCUGCCAUAUAAGCAUAAGGAGAAGUUAACCACAGUUCAUAAUAAACUUAAAAACAAUAAAACGUGGGGCGGACGCUUCCUCACAUAUGCGCCUCACUAUUCCAUGCACAUUUCAUUC
Dunckerocampus dactyliophorus (ringed pipefish) is the source of this 4235-nucleotide messenger RNA. Its product is annotated as mediator of RNA polymerase II transcription subunit 1.1. The record is from RefSeq and is a predicted model, not a curated record. Gene Ontology annotation, cellular component: nucleus. Gene Ontology annotation, biological process: nervous system development; negative regulation of transcription by RNA polymerase II. Lineage: Eukaryota; Metazoa; Chordata; Actinopteri; Syngnathiformes; Syngnathidae. The coding region runs from base 756 to 2699 and encodes 647 amino acids. The transcript is spliced from 5 exons. Gene Ontology annotation, molecular function: protein binding; RNA binding.